GAAUCUUCGGAGUUUCUGUAAAUGUUUAUGGCAUUUUCAAAGACCUUUUAAAGUUCGGAUUUGUUUUAUAAUGGCCUAUUAAGAGCUGAAACUUGGUAAUUACUUUUAGGGUGAUUUUUAUAUGGGGUAGAUUUUCUUAGCACUCAAAUGGUUCAUGGACUAAAUGGCUAUUGGACCAUCUGGUUAUCAGACGAAAUGGUGUAGCGGACGAAUUUUUCAAUUAGACCAUGUGGAUAGUGGACGAACUGAUGGUAGACCAAAUGAAAAUAGACGAGUUGGCAAUUGGACGAAUUGGAAAUAAACCCUUACAAAGACCAAAAAGUGACAAAUCAGAACUGUGCUCUUCGAUUUGCGACUGACAGUAAACAUUCGUGCUACGGUGCAUGCGUUGUCGCCCACGAACCGUCCCAUUAAAGUUGUAAACUUUAGGAGGUGAGGAAUUGGCACCCCUGGCACCUGAAAGGAUAGCAAGAGAAACAUGGCUUUCGACGAUCUUCUACCCACACUUGGUGAGCUUGGUACCUACCAAAAGAUCAUCUCCAUCCUGUUAUAUGCCUUUAAAUUUCCAGCAGCUGCCAAUGUCUUGGCGAUAGUUUUCAUCGCUGCACCGACUGAACAUUGGUGCUCGGUAUCGCAUUGGGACAAAGCCAAUUGCACGGAGCUGAGAUUAAAUGAGAGUGAGUGUGCUUUCUACAAGAAACACCUUAGUAUCCCUCAUAAAAUAGCAGACGACGAUACCAUUACUUACGAUCAGUGUCGCAAGUACGACGUAGCGCGGUUAUCGUUUGUUGAUGCAAUGACGUUCUAUGCGGAAAACACCAAUCAGAGCGGAGAUGUUUAUGACGUCAUAUCAUGUGAUGAGGGAUGGACACAUGACAGCGAAUUAUCGGGGCUUACAAUAACCCAAUCGUUUGACCUGGUUUGUGACCGGAAAUACCUGAUCAAUCUAUCCCAAUCCCUCUUUUUCGUUGGCGUACUGAUCGGUUCUGCAACCUUUGGGGGAAUAGCCGAUAGAUUCGGGAGGAAAGUGUCUCUCAUCCUUUGUAACGUGAUCAUUGUAGUCUCUGGGGUGGUUUCUGCCUUUUCACCAAAUUUCAUUACUUUGGUUGUGACGAGGUCCGUCGAUGCUGCAGCCUGUUUUGGGUCAGCUAUCAUCUCAUACAUUAUAGCUACGGAGUUCAUUGGCCCAUCUAAACGUGCAUUCGUUAGCGUCAUCAUGACGACCGCAUUCCCAGCUGGGUAUCUUCUUCUCACAUUAUACGCUUAUUUCAUCAACAAUUGGCGUUACCUUCUCCUUGCAUUACACCUAACGUUUGUCCUCUACUUCUUUGUGUUCAUUUUCGUUCCAGAAUCAGUCCGCUGGCAGAUCUCCAAAGGUCGAUACAAGCAAGCCCAAGAGACCGUUAGGAGGGUAGCAGAGAUCAACAAGGUCAAACUCGAAGAUGAUUUCUUCUACCAACAUGACAUUUACAAACCUAAGGAAACUGGGAUACUUGAAAAGAAUCGUGAUCCGAAUCUUUCCGAUCUUUUUCGAACACCUAUCUUACGGAAAAGAACGAUAGUAUUGAUCAUCGUUUGGAUGGCUAACAAUCUGAUAUUUUACGGACUGCAUCUCAGUACCGGUAGCUUCGGGGUGAAUAUCUACCUUAGCUUCCUAAUCUCUGGUAUAGUAGAAAUGGCUGCGAUGCUGCUGUUUAUGCCAAUGAUCGAAGUGAUCGGACGUCGAUACAGUAUUAUCGCUUGCCUCGCCAUAUCGGGAGUUGCUAGCUUUGUCGUCAUUUUUACCCCUAUUGGUGUGGCAAAAACCAGCGUUGCCAUGGUGGGCAAGUUUGGUAUCGCCUGCUCAUGGGCGGUAGGGCUGAUAUAUCCUAUCGAGGUAUUGCCAACGGUAACAAGGAGUGUGGGCGUUGGAAUCUGCUCAUCGGCAUCUCGACUGGUUGCUAUAGCAACCCCUCUUGUACUCCUCCUCUAUGACGUGUGGUCGCCCGGUCCUCUCGUUCUUCAGACAGCAGCCGCGAUGCUAGCAGCGGGCUUAUGCCUCAUCCUCCCGGAAACCCGGGGCAAGAAGCUCCCCGAGACGCUCGAAGAUGGUGAAACAUUUGGAAUAAAGAUGAGGGAGAUUUGCCACAGCAUGGAAAAAUUGCCAACAAAACUGUGAACAGCUUCAACUUGGAACAUCUUGGAAAAGGCCUCUCUUCACGAAGAUGGUUACAACGAUUACACAUUUACAUUACACUGUUUUACGCAACUAAAUUCCUGAACUUUGAUUGGCUAUGGACACACUAUCGUUACAAAUUUUAUACAAAACGUGGCUCCAGAGUUGUCGCACGCAUACAACCCGGAACGAAUCGUGUUUUUUUCGAAGGCAAAAUAAAAUUCAAUUUCCUAAUAAACUCCGAAAUUAAAAUUAUUUCAGCUGUUUAAAUGGCAUGUAUUACUACGCCAAAGAGGCGGAUCUAGAAUUGAGCAGAAUAGGGCAUGGCUGUACAAAAAUAAUGUCAAAGGUGACCGACACAGAAGCCUUUGCAAAACAAUGACAAGCCC
Messenger RNA from Lytechinus pictus (painted urchin), 2544 nucleotides. RefSeq names its product solute carrier family 22 member 13-like. NCBI's taxonomy places the organism in Eukaryota, Metazoa, Echinodermata, Echinoidea, Temnopleuroida, Toxopneustidae. Gene Ontology annotation, molecular function: transmembrane transporter activity. The transcript has 11 exons. Gene Ontology annotation, biological process: transmembrane transport. Bases 479 to 2158 code for a protein of 559 amino acids. Gene Ontology annotation, cellular component: membrane. The record is from RefSeq and is a predicted model, not a curated record.